GUCGGUUUAAAAUCGUGGUAGAUUUAAUUUAUAUCGGACAAAAAUUCUUUAUAAUGCGUUUGCGUCUACUGUCUUUCUCGUCUGUCGGUUAAUAUCUAGUCUACUUUGAGUUUAUCGGCAACCACUCGUUCAUUGACCGGGUAAUUGGUUUUACUUUGUUAGAAGAAUAAAGAUGUGCAGCUGUCUUUAAGUACAAUUUCUCCUCUCACUUUGAAAAGCUAAAUUAGCCAUCCAAACGAGCAGCGAACCGAAGCCUUUCAGCAACAUUUCCCAUCACUGGCAACCAGCAACGCCGAGGACAAUGACGAUAGAGAAGAAAGCCUCGCCCCUCCGUCACUGAACGUGUUUAAUUACCUCCUCUGUGUCGAUCUUCCAUCUUGAGGAAAUGAAUUUCUUGCGUAAUCGUCUCGUUGUUCUGGGCCUGGUGUUGUUGGCCACGUUACUGCUCUACCUUCUGCUGCCAUCCAUUCGCCAGGGCAGCAUGGAGCCAUCCCUGGAAGCUCAAAAAAUGGGGCUAAUGGCCACCCCUCCUCCUCCACUUCCAACUAUCAAUGUGUCUAUUCGCACCGGACAGCUGCCCGGAGACCCCCCGCUGUUCUUCCGAGAAGCUUUACCAGUGGAUGGAGCUGGACGGCAGAUACUGCCAAGGCUGCAAAUUGUCUUAUUGCAUGGUCAGGCAUUCACAUCCAAAACCUGGGAAGAACUUGGUACCAUGGCCCUGCUGGCAACUAAUGGAUAUCAGGCCUUGGCGAUGGACCUACCAGGAUAUGGAAAAUCACCAGACUCGGAGUCUCUGAAGACUGACCAAAGUCGAGUGGAUCUCCUUUCAAGGUUCAUGGAGUCUUUGGGGGUGAGGGCAGCUGUGCUUUUGAGCCCAUCGAUGAGUGGACAUUACUCCCUCCCCUUUCUCAUGAAGAACAGUGCUCAGCUACACGGUUUUAUCCCUAUAGCACCAGUUGGCACCCGGAGUUACUCUGCACAGCAGUACCAAAAUAUUCAGACUCCCACUCUGAUUGUGUUUGGAGCCCAGGACACAAAUCUGGGUGCCCAGUCCCACAAGAACCUCAUACAACUCCCAAAUCACUUCGUGCUGAAGCUGGAAGGAGCACGCCAUGCCUGCUAUAUUGACAAAACCAGAGAAUUUCACCAAGGAUUGAUUGAAUUCCUCAGCAAACUGAAAUGAGUGGCAGAAUACCUGGGUUGGGAUGGAAUAGUCAUUUUUUCUUUGAAUGUAGUGACGUGGAAAUAUAAUAGGAGCUGAUUGAAAUCUCUACAUACUAAGGAAAGUGCUUCAGUGCUUCCUUUUUUACCUCCUUUAGCAUAGGAUACACUGGACCAUGCUUUGUGAAAGGGCAGUAGGGUAAAGCCAGCCCACAGUUCAAAGCGACACACCAUCCAAUUUUUCAUGAAAACAUAACUGAAAAAUCAUGCAGGCUAUGUAAAUGGUUCCAUUUCAAUCCAGCUCCAGUAGUUUCCAUGUUAUGCCAUAACCUGCUGAUAUGUUUUAAACCAUCAGUGACAGGCUAUGAUAAACCUACAGGCGAAGUACAGUGUCUUGCAAAAGUAUUCGGCCCCCUUGAACUUUUCCACAUUUUG
Pelmatolapia mariae (spotted tilapia) is the source of this 1596-nucleotide messenger RNA. It is a transcript of the gene abhd14a, whose product is annotated as abhydrolase domain containing 14A. Lineage: Eukaryota; Metazoa; Chordata; Actinopteri; Cichliformes; Cichlidae. Gene Ontology annotation, cellular component: cytoplasm. Bases 386 to 1183 code for a protein of 265 amino acids. The record is from RefSeq and is a predicted model, not a curated record. The transcript has 5 exons.